This is a messenger RNA of Trichoderma gamsii, 489 nucleotides long. RefSeq lists its product as hypothetical. The record is from RefSeq and is a predicted model, not a curated record. Gene Ontology annotation, cellular component: membrane. The transcript is spliced from 3 exons. Bases 1 to 489 code for a protein of 162 amino acids. NCBI's taxonomy places the organism in Eukaryota, Fungi, Ascomycota, Sordariomycetes, Hypocreales, Hypocreaceae.
AUGGGUGUUUGUUCGGUCAUAUGCGUGAUAUUCAUCACCAUUAUCUUCCCUCCGCUCGGCGCAUGGGCUGUAGCAGGAUGUGGAAUGGAUUUGGUCAUCAACAUAUUCCUGACGAUUCUCGGAUACUUGCCAGGCCACAUACACGCGUUUUAUCUUGAAUAUGUCUACUAUGAUAGGCGGCAACAAGCUCGCGAGGGUUAUGCUCCACCACGUCGUGCUCCCGGCAUUUACUCCGAAAAGGUGCAAACGGGUGGGCAAGCCUUUCGACAAAAUUACGGAACAAUGGCAGCAGCACCACCACCGGCACCACCGCCGCCACCGGCUGCGCAAACAGGACCAGCGCCCAUUGGUGGCCAACCGUACGAAAGCCAGGGAUAUGGGAAUCAGCCAUAUGACCAAAGUCAUGGUAACCAGGGAUAUGGUAACCAGGGAUAUGGCAAUCAAGGGUACAACCAAGGGCACGGCAACCAACAAGCAGGAUAUAUUUGA